Messenger RNA from Alternaria infectoria, 930 nucleotides. RefSeq lists its product as uncharacterized. The transcript has 3 exons. The record is from RefSeq and is a predicted model, not a curated record. Gene Ontology annotation, molecular function: copper ion binding; oxidoreductase activity. Bases 1 to 930 code for a protein of 309 amino acids. Lineage: Eukaryota; Fungi; Ascomycota; Dothideomycetes; Pleosporales; Pleosporaceae.
AUGAAUGUUGAGCCACGCAAAUAUCGCUUCCGCAUCCUUGACGGUACUAUCAGUCGUUCCUUCGUUCUAUAUCUGCAAGACGAUGCAACUGAAGAGACUGUGGACUUCACCAUGAUCGGUUCGGAUGGAGGACUGUUUUCCCAUCCCGUAAAUACAUCGAGCUUCGCUAUCUCCGAAGGUGAACGCUAUGAGAUCGUCGUCGACUUCGCCGACUUCCAAGGCAAGAACAUCACAAUGCUCAACGAGCGCGAUAUGGUGGGAAACCUUGACUUCGCUGCAACUGAUCGUGUCAUGCGCUUCGUAGUCGGCGACACCGUGACGGACUGCACCAACAACGACCCCAUACCAUCCGACCUUCGCUACAUCCCUCCUCCUCCGGAAACCAACGUCACCAAGAGCUUCAAAUUCUCGCGAAUCGACGGCGAGUGGCUCGUCAACGGUGUAGGCUGGGAAGACAUCGAGAACCGCAUCUUGACAAGACCAGUCCUGGGCGAGGACGAGAUCUGGGAGUUGAGACACGGAGGUGGAAAUGCCUCGCAUCCUGUUCAUAUCCACCUGGUCGACUUCCAAGUGCUGUCUCGUACGGGAAAUCGUAACGAGGUGAUGCCAUAUGAAGCAGCGGGUACAAAGGACGUUGUGUGGAUCGCACCUGGUGAAGUCGUCAGGGUUGUGGCUCGCUACGCACCGUGGGCAGGUGUUUACAUGUUUCAUUGUCAUAACCUCGUCCACGAAGACCACGAUAUGAUGGUGGCAUUCAAUGUCACGAACCUUGAGAAAUGGGGCUACGACAAUUCUACCAUGUUCAUCGACCCCAUGGAGCCCAAGUUCCGACCGAAGAACGUGGACGACGCAUAUUACACAGAAGAGGCUAUACGAGACAAGCUGGACUGGUUCUACAGUCUCAACGCCUACGAAGAGCGCUCUGAGUGA